AAAGCGAUUGAAAUUGUCACAAAAGCUACAGAGGAAGAUAAAGCUGGAAAUUACGAGGAAGCGUUACGUCUUUAUGAGCAUGGAGUAGAAUACUUUCUGCAUGCGAUAAAAUGUAAGAGUUUUGUUACCUGGCAUGAUUUAAAGUUGGAAGCAAAAUAUUUGUGUACGUUCACAUCAAGCCCUUGUGCUGUGUUUUGCCUGUUUUGUACUUGAUUACUGUUGUUGAUAGUGUUUAUUUGUUUGUGUUUGUGCUGAAUGAUACGAAACAGUCUUGAUCAACUUUAUUCAGCACAGUAUUUUAGAUCAGUAGUUUUCGUCUUAAUUAUACUGCCGGGGUAAAAACAUUGAUUUAGUCCAAUGACAAAUAAAUCCCACCUUUUUCUCCCAAUUUUGCUCAACCAAGUGCCAUUUCUUAUUAUUUAACAAUUUUGAUUUAUUUAUUUGCACCAACUUCACUUAUAUGGUACCUUAACAGCAGGUACAAGGAUUGGUCACUUCCCAGUCAAAAGUGUCAGCUACCCUAAGCAAAAUCUGUGAAGCCGUCCAAGGAGUAAAAGCAACAUGUUUCCUGGCCUUGAAAACUGGCAACAAUCUUCUCAGAAAUCACUGUCAAUCAACACAAAAAGGGGAAGAAUUGUGACGUGACAAUCCAUUUUUAAGUAGUGAAAGUGACAUCUUUUCACUUUUUCAAUUUGGCUGUUCUGGCAGUGAAUUAACAAACUCUCUUCUAUUAUUUCAAAACUUUUUUGUUGUUUUCUUUGGAACUUUUUCUAAUAUUUAUUAUUAUGUUAUUGUUCAAGAAUGCUCCCUCAAGGGAGAAAGGUCAAUAACAAUUUAUUCCUUCCAGGUGCUACAUCUGCUGUAAUUUCCAAAAAAAAUUGAGUAUCACAAAAUUUUAUGCUGAACCAACAGCAACAUUUUGUUCCUAGCUAAAAUUUAACAGGAACAUUUUUUCUAACCUACUUAGCAACAGGCAGUGUCAGAAAUUACCGACAAAGCGACUGUAUCUGGCAGCCUUAGAUCUUAGUGACAGCCUUGAUAAUCAUGUCUCACAGCUUAUUACUAAUAGGCCCAAAGCAAUGCAUCAACAAAGAACAAAAUAAAAAAAAAUUAAUGCAACACCAAACAUGGCCAUUUUCUAAUGUCAUUGUUGGUUUGUGUUAUUAAAGUUCAUUUUCCUUGAGUAAUUUGGUAAAAGGCAUGUUAAUGUUUUAUUGGUUUUACACUUAGCGUAGAUGUUGUGGUUCAAUUUUAUCCUUGGUUUAAAUUUUAUUUUCCUUUGUUCCAAACUCAUCAUCAUAGAUAAACAUACCCAAAAAAAGAAGAAAAAUAAAAUUUAAAGCAAGGAUAAAAUUGAACCACAGCAUUGAUAUUAGGCCCUUCCACAGUGUUUUUAAUCUUUUGACAUGGACCAGUUAAGGAAAAUCAGUUGACAUCACUGGAAAGAGAGCCUUAAAAUUAGUCAAUUUGUGAAAUUUGAAGGUGAUACGUCAUAAGCAAGCAAAGAUAUAACUCUGCAAAGUUGCGAAAAUUUACAGACUUUUGUAUUUACCCCCCAAACAUACAAAUGUCUUUAAAAAUUUGCAACGUUGAGGAGCUAUAUCUUGGUUAGCUCUCAACAAAUCACAGGGCUGUUAACAAGAGCCGGUAGCCGGCCAAAACCGCCAGCUAGUCAGCCAACCUAAGCUGGCUACUUUCAUAUCCUUUUACCAUAACUGCUAACAAAAACUAAGCACCAUCGGAUAAAAUUGUAGAGCAUCUGCUUCCCAGUUUUGAAUGACAUCAAACAGAUAUUUCAACUGGUUUAGAUCUGUGAAACGUUUGAACCUUGCGAUGUCUUGGAAGGCCUGGGACAUUUUGACGGCAUUGUUGCCAGUCUUGUGUGCAUUCUGACGAAACAACGUGCCAAACCCCUGCAAAUGCCUUUUCUGAGACUCUAAUUUUUAAAAUGGCCCUAGAUGUCUCAGCCCUCAAGAACUUGUGCCCUUGGUGCAAGUUCCACGCUGCCUAGUAUUCCUUAUCAGCCUGCUACUUAAAAACAUUUUGACAGCCCUGAAUCACUUUCAAACUUGACAAUUUUACUUACAUUAAAGGCGCUUUUACCAGUAGUGUAGCUGGACUUUCCCAAACUUGUCAAAAGUUGAAAACAACCGUGGAAAGGUCUGUUAGGAAAUGUGGAUACUAAAUGAUGCUUCAUCUGUGAAUUCCUGGCAAUAAAUAAUUAGAAAGCAGACCCGUAAUGUGGCAUACAGGGCUUCUGAUAUUUUGCGGAAAAAAAAGCAAAAUUUCGCGGGAUUUUCAGGGGCAAAUUCGCAGAAAAAUCGGCUGAUUUCGCGGGAAAAAAGUCAAAAUUCGUGGAAAAAUCGGCCAAUUUCGCGGGAAAAAAGUCAAAAUUCGCCGGAAAAUCGUUCGAUUUCACGGGAUUUUAUUGGGAAAAAAGUCAAAUUUUGAAGGAUUUUGGGUUAAAUUCUUAGAAAAAUCGGCCGAUUUCACGGGAAAUUUCGGGGGGAAACUUCACUAAGAAACAAUCAGUAAAAAACACCUGAUUUUGCUGGAUUUUUUUUGGGCAAAUUUUGCUAAAAUCGAUCAAUUCUGCAUCGAUAUGACCAGCGUUGUUUAACGUUGUUUUUUUAACAGGGAUAAUCAUUUGCUUUUUCAACAACAGUUUGCUCGAGAAAUGAGCGAAUGCUAAAGCUAUUAACAUUAUGGUUAGUGCCAGUUUUUCGCAACAUUAAUCUAAGAAUGCCUGGUAGUUUUGGGACGUUGUUUACUCGUUGCAGUGACGAAGUUUCAAGAUAAAUUUGGAUGUUUGGGGUGAAUAAAACAGGUCUAAUGGCCAAGAUAAGUAUUAAAUAUGUUUUGCCGACAAGUAUUUGGAAAUAUUUCUGGCGGAUUUCACGGUAUUUCGCGUUUUUGGGGUAAUUUCGCGGGAUUUCGCGGAAAUACUUGAAUUUCGCGGGUCCGCGACCGCGCGAAAUAUCAGAAGCCCUGGGCAUAUCAUUAAAAAAAUAUUUUGUAGUUGUAGUGAUAUUUUUGGUUCAAUUCUAUAGAUGAAGCCCAGGGAGAUAAAUCUAAAGAAAGUAUUAGACAGAAAUGCAUCCAGUACCUUGAACGAGCUGAGAAGCUUAAACAGUAUGUGAAAACCAAAAACAAAAAGAAGCCUGUUGCAUCUUCUGGUGGUGGAAAGGAGAGCAACAACAAAGGAGGGUUAGUAUCUAGUUUUGUUUUAUUUCUGUAUUUCUCUUAUCAUUUUGAGAGGAUAAACAAACUUGACCACCAUUUACUAAUCUCAGCUGAAAGUUGCUUAAAGAAUCUCACCCAUCAGUUAAAAAACGUAUCGUUUCUCAGCUAACAGUUAACAUUUUGGCUAAUUCUCAGCUAUCAGUUGACCCCAUCCACACCCUCCUCUUCAGUUGCAGCAACUUUUGGUUUUCUGAUCCUCUACAUCUCGAGCACCGUGUUCCUAAAUCGGCGAUCUCUAUAGCAGUAAAUUAAAGGAUUAACUAAAGAAUUUACUCGUACUGAGACAUUAUUUCACUAGCAUGUACCAUGCGACAUUGCUUUUAUCCCAUCAAUCCUAGAGCACCUGCAAAGAUGGCGGGUAUCAUGAAUAAGGUCUAUUCAAUUUUUGUUUUUUUUCGAGCCUUGCAUCAAGAGCAGAUAAGCUUGUGGAAGCCUAGAGUGUCUUGUAAAAGGGAAAAAGGUAACAGAGCAAAAGCUGGCCUUGCCAUAUUCCAAGAAGAAAAAAGCAGACUCGAAUUGUCUAAAGCUUAGCUUAGCCUAUACAGCACUUCGCUAACUUAAAAGUUUUGCUUUUUUAUGAAAAGGAACAAAGAGGAUAGUAGUGAUGAUGAAGAUAAUGCUGAAACAAAGAAGCUUAGGGGACAGUUAAACAGUAAGUAAUGAAACCCUGCUUUCCCUAAAAAGUGGAAAACUCCCUACCAGUGUAGGUCAGUUAUUUAAUGAAGUCUAACUUACAGUGUAAGCUGUUGUUUAAAAAAUCAUUGGACCUCCAUAUGUCCUCCUCAGUAGGUAAAUUGAAUAAAACGAGUGCUUUUCUAGUAUAUUUAUGUUUUUUUGUUUUUUAAAAUCAGGAUUAUUGUUUUAAGUUAAGAUGCACUUUUUGUUUGAGUGUCAAUGUAUUUAGCUCAAAAGUACCAAUUGAGGGCACUAUUGUUAUGUCUCCUACUGGAAAGGACUGCCAUUUUACAUGUAUGUGGUCAUCUGAGCCAUGCAAAGAUCUAGCCAUUUGCAGAGCAAAGGAGGUACCUUCAUUUUUUAGUUAUUUUAAGACCCUGAGUAUUGGUCUGCUCGUGGAGAUUAAACCCACAACGGCCCACUCCGCAGUCAACUUCUGUACUGACUGAGCUAAUCCUGCCCACAAGUGUCUGCAUUUUCGAUUGACAAGCCAGUGACGGUGUAUGUAUUUAAAUCUCAGGUGCAAUUGUAGUGGAGAAACCAAAUGUACAAUGGUCAGAUGUUGCUGGGUUAGAAUCAGCCAAAGAAGCCUUAAAAGAAGCUGUUAUUCUGCCAAUCAAGUUUCCUCACUUGUUUACAGGUAAUUGAUAGUCAUCUUGGCUGAAUAUUGAAUCUCAAUCCAAAACAGUCAUGCUCCAACCCUUUCAUUUUUUGACCUGAAGUGAAAAUGAUGUGAACUGUGGAAAUACAAAUCUCAAUGAGGAUAUGCCGUCCCAGUGGUAAUACCAAUCUGCACAUUGCGAAAUAAUAUUUUGUGCUUUAGUAGGAUUUUGAACCCAUGGCUAACUAACUAACAAAAUUUUUUUCAUGUGAAGAUGAAGUAAGCUGUAAGGUUUAAGUUACAAAAUGUUGUUCUAAUACUACUGGCCCCAGUUGUUCAAAUGUAGGAUAGUGCUAUCCACCAGAUAAAUCACUAUCCUGCAGCAGAUAAGUAUUGGCAAAACCAAUGACACUGUCCGCUGGAUGGUGAUUAAUUUUUUAUCCUUUGGAUAGUGCUAUCCAACGUUUGAACAACCGGUGCCUAUGCAUUAUUUGCUUUGUUUUCAGGAAAACGCAAACCCUGGAGUGGAAUUCUGCUUUAUGGGGUAGAUCUGUCUUUUGUUAUUGUUUAUUGAUACAUUGUAUAUUUUAAAAUGUGCAGCAAUAAAUUAAAGGGUUGAAAAUUUUAAGUGAUAAUGGAUAUGCUUCAGGUCAGUAUAUUAUAAUUGAUUCAGGUUAAUUCUCAAUUUGUCUCCUAGCCAUAAUUCAUGGAUAAUUAUGGCUAGGAAAAAAAAAAGGAAAUUGACAAUCAACUAAGGUUAAAAAAAUUUCACCUGAAUGUAAUUUUGACCUGAAACAGAUACAGGUUGUACUCCUAUGCUGAGUGUGGUUUUUGAUUGUUUGCUGAAAUCUUUUUAUUCCAAUCUGCUGAACAUAAAAAUAAAAUUGGUUACUAGACCACAUGCUUACAUAAACUGCAAACAGUUGUUUUUUCUCAAAAAUUGGUUUUUCAAGCUGUGAAGGAUCAGACAUGCAAAGUGCUUAAGGCUCACAUACUCGUCUUGCAGUCCGUUUUUACCCUUGCUCCAGACCUAUCAUUUGGCAGCUCAUGCAUUCUUGACCUACACAAAAGUAUGGACUGUUUUGCAGUCUAGUGCUUACAAGGAGUAUUUUACUAAAUGUAAAACUGGAGCCAGAAAUAUUUCAUGAGGCAUUUGGAUUUUAGGUGUCUUUUGCUUCAAGCUUUUUGUGUACUCUGUUCUAUUAAUCAAAGCUAAGGAAAUCAUGGUUAAUAAGUUAUGGAAAAACAAUUUCCUUUCUAGCCUCCUGGAACAGGUAAAUCAUACCUAGCAAAAGCAGUUGCCACAGAAGCAAAUAACUCAACUUUUAUAUCAGUUUCCUCAUCUGACCUUGUGUCCAAGUGGCUUGGAGAAAGUGAAAGGUACAGUUAG
Molecule: messenger RNA, 5909 nt
Organism: Porites evermanni
Lineage: Eukaryota; Metazoa; Cnidaria; Anthozoa; Scleractinia; Poritidae
Source: the annotation of a GenBank genome assembly